Molecule: messenger RNA, 1879 nt
Organism: Armigeres subalbatus
Lineage: Eukaryota; Metazoa; Arthropoda; Insecta; Diptera; Culicidae
Product: zwei Ig domain protein zig-8-like
Exons: 7
Coding region: 752-1831 (359 amino acids)
Biological process (GO): synapse organization
Cellular component (GO): neuron projection membrane
Source: RefSeq, a predicted model, not a curated record
CUCUCGAAGCGACAGCAAGCUGUUCUACGCCUGUUCACCGAUCGGUCAGAGUAAACGCGGUGUGCGCGCGAUCCACGCAUCCCAGACAAACGCGUGCAAAAACCUGCUGACGGCUGCGGGCAACGACGGUAUAGCAUCAGAAAAUUAUACACUGGCGACAAAUUUCAGUGCUUGAUUUCGACCGACUGCAAACAAGUGGAUUCAACAAACCGGAUCGCUUACGAGCACGACCGUCAACGCGUCAGAAUCUGCAACCAGAAGAAGAAUCAGAUGUACGCGAGCCGCGCGGUGGCGGUGCGCUCAAGUCAACAAGCAGCAGAUCAGUUGCAAUGCAAAUAUCGAAUGAAAUUUCUCACAACCACGCAGUGUUCUACUGAAAACGUUUUUUGAAGGAUGGUAAGGAUAGCAGCGUGUUCAAGUGACCCGGCGGCGUAUGGUUAAUGUUUCGGUGUUGAUCAAACGGGCAAUUUUCCGCUUUUUUGCCAGUGAAAGUGAUUGCUGGGAGUAAUACAGCUGAAAAGUCAAGUGGUUAUUCGUGAAACAUCGGAUAAGUGAAGUUGAAUGGAUACGAUUUUCAGCCAAUCACGAUACGGUCACCCCGCGGUGGUGAAAUGUGAUAUAAAUCCUCAUUGUGGCUAUGAAUCAUAGGGAAGAUUUUGCCUAACGGAAAGUGGCAAAUAUUUGUGUUCUGUUGGUGGGCUUGUAAAAGCGGGCGAUGAUUAUUUACGUUUAGGAGGUAGAAAUGUAAAACAUGUAUCUAAACAAGUGGAGCUUCUGGAGUCAAGAAUAUCGCUGUCACACUUGCAGGAUAUUAUUGCUCUUUUUCAUUUUAAUUUUUGACCUUGUCAAUGGCAUGUACUAUUCGAACCACCAACGGACAGAAGCACUCAGCUCAAGGCCCUCUCCGCCGCAACCGCCAGAUCCUCACAUCGUGACGUCAAUGUCAAAGAACGCUACAGUGCGGCGGGGUGAUCCAGCCUUUCUGAGCUGUGUCGUCGAAAAUCUGGGCAAAUACACCGUGUCCUGGAUAUCACAAAGUGAUCUGCGAAUACUCACAAUAGAUCGCGUUACGUACACCGCAGACGAGCGGUUCCAGUCCCUGCACAGUGCGGACACGAACGAGUGGAUUCUGCACAUCAAAUGGACCGAGCGGAAAGACACCGGUAUCUACGAGUGCCAGAUUUCCACGAUGCCUGUGAGGAGUUUAGCGCUCUAUCUGAUCGUACUAAAUGAUUCCGAUCUCGUACGAAGACAAGACGACAUUCUGUACGACAUACCAGUGCCGACCAGUCUACCGAGUCUAUCAGAAGCGAAACGUAAUAAUUCCAGUGGCAAUAGUUACAACAGCGGAGACAUUUAUAACCGGAUGUAUUCGGAUAGAGAUUACAUAUAUUUAACAGCAACUACGCAAAUCGUGGAAGGAACUAUGAUAUAUGCAUACAAAGGUGAAAAUCUUAACCUAACGUGCAUCAUAAAUCACAACUACGAUCGUCGGCCGAAUCAUGUUAUAUGGUAUCACCAGAAUGAUAUCGUUUCCUACGACUCGUUGCGCAAGAGAGAUAAAACGCAUUUGAACAGUAUCACAUCCUACCACGUGAUACGAAACGUCGACUUUGACGACUCUGGCAAUUACACGUGCGCUCCGGAAUUAUAUGGCGCUGCCAGUACCAUCGUUCAAAUUUUGGACGAUGACGAAGCACGAGGUGUGAUAGCCGGAAAUCUAGCCGGGGCUGGAAAUGGAUAUCUUUCGAGAGUAACACCACUGGUGGCUAUACUAGCCAGCAUGCUGAGUUUAUGCAUAUUUUAUUGUCACCCUGACAAAGCGCGAUAAUGGCUGUAUACUUCGAUAUCAAGAUUGUAAAUAAUUUAACACCUUAGG